This is a messenger RNA of Oncorhynchus keta (chum salmon), 1390 nucleotides long. RefSeq names its product parvalbumin, thymic-like. The record is from RefSeq and is a predicted model, not a curated record. The transcript is spliced from 4 exons. Gene Ontology annotation, molecular function: calcium ion binding. Gene Ontology annotation, cellular component: cytoplasm; nucleus. Bases 893 to 1177 code for a protein of 94 amino acids. Lineage: Eukaryota; Metazoa; Chordata; Actinopteri; Salmoniformes; Salmonidae.
CAUGGUAUAUCGACAAUAUAUCACAAACCCCCCGAGGAGCCUUAUUGCUAUUAUGAACUUGUUACCAACAUACUUAGAAUAGUUCAAAGAAACGUUUUGUUGUACCCGUGGUAUACGGUCUGAUAUACCACGGCUGUCAGCAAACCAGCAUUCAGGGCUCGAACUACCCAAUUUAUAAUCCCCUUUUGAUAGAUCAACAAGACAUUUUACAAACCCAAACAAUUCAGUCUUGUCAGGUCUCAACAUGACAUCAUAUCUGGCAAAGUGGAUACAGUAAGCUCUCUCAACCAGCACAACGCAAAACAGGACUACAAUGACAAACACAAAAUCCCAAUCCCAAAAAUAUAUAAUUUUCCUCCUACUUACCACUAUGGUUCUCCAUGUAGAAGAAGUCUGCUCUGCUUCUUAGUUCCAUUGUCUUUCCUCCCCCACCUCCACAACUACUGUGUAUUGUCUUCAUGGAUAUCAACAAGCUUCACCUGCACAGGAAACUACAUAGAACGCCAACAUCCACACACAGCUAAAACAUAAAGUCAAUCUGUACAGUCUCUACGUGUAGAAGCCCUACCACCCAUCCCUCUUCCCCUCUCCCUCAUCCCCCCCAUCCCCCUCUCCUCCAUCACACAGGAAACCUGGCCUUCCUGCAAACAAGCAUCGGGGCAUGGAAGGGGACAAGGCCACGGCCGAGGGCAGGUAUGGAGGGAGAGGAUGUUUUUGUCGUUUUUCAACUCCCCUGGCUGAGAGGCCUGCUGUCGUCUAUCCUGAGGAAACCGGCUCACGUCAUUGGUGCUCAGAGGAGCUCUACAACUCCAGCCAUAGGCUUGCACGUGCUCAGUAGCAGGACCACAGUGACACAGAUCGCUGCAGAGAGGGCCCGGGGCAGAUAUCAACAAUGACCCCCACAGCAAACGACUCCUUCAGCCCCAAGAAGUUUUUUGCGAUGGUGGGCUUGUCCAAGAAGUCUCCCCCUGAGAUUGAGAAGAUCUUCAUGAUCCUGGACCAGGACAAGAGUGGCUACAUCGAACAGGACGAGCUACAGCUUUUCCUCCAGAACUUCUCCAAGGGGGCUCGUCCCCUGACAGCGGCUGAGACCAGAGCCUUUCUCCUAGCUGGGGACAAGGACGGGGACGGAAAGAUAGGCUGGGACGAGUUCUCCAACCUUGUCAUGUCUUCAUAAAGAGAGGAAGAUAAAGAAGAUGUUUAUUUUUGACAAUCUUGUAGUUUGAAGACAAGCAGUACAUGGUCUGUGUGAAUCUUCUCAGUGCCUUCUUGGAUUGGUCCAGCCUCUGUCUGUCAGUACAAGUAGUGCAAUAUGCUGUAUGCUAGUUUUGACUAAGGAAAAUAUGAUAUUGUAAACCAAUACAAAUAAACAGUCUUUGGCUUAACACUU